Molecule: messenger RNA, 3312 nt
Organism: Paramuricea clavata
Lineage: Eukaryota; Metazoa; Cnidaria; Anthozoa; Malacalcyonacea; Plexauridae
Source: the annotation of a GenBank genome assembly
AUGGAACGUGCGGUGAAACGUUUGCCAAAACUCUUGUGUAAGAAAUUAGUGGAAAAUGAGAGAGACAUUUUGACUUCUCGGAAUGCAUUCGAGUCGCUACGAAUUGUAAAUUAUUGGUUCUACGAUGACACUUCCAGCCCUGAUUUCAUUUAUUUGAUUCUGAAUUUAUAUGAACAGAAUCUGCAAGAAUUUUUUAGGGAGAAAGGCGAAAGUAUGACGGAAUCCUGUGCUAGAAAGAUGAUACGUCAAGUGUUGGAAGGGAUGAAAGCAUUACACGCUAGAGAGCCUAGAAUUCUGCAUGGAGAUUUGAAACCGACUAAUAUACUUGUUGAUGUGAAGGGUAAUUUACUGCUGUGUGAUUUUGGUAUUGGACGGUUUUUCCCAAAACAAGGUAUUUUCACAAGAUAUAUAUGUUAUUUACCGGCUGCGAGGUCCGGAUGAGAAAAAUUGUGCCCAAGGUCUUGAAAACGGCCCGAGCCCGAAGGUCGAGGGACGUUUUCAAGACCGAGGGCACAGUUUUUCUCAUCCGGACCGAAGCUGCCGGUAAAUAACGUGUUUAUUUUUUAUCAGAUGUAAAAAUUAAAUUCAUUAAAAUUCCAGUGUUGCUUGCAAACUAAUUUGAGAUCAGUGCAAUUGUGUAUUUUCAAAGCGAGGCUGACAAAAAUUGAAAAGUUGAAAGAUAUAAAACACGAAUACGAAAACUCGAGAAAACUGGCAAGAAACACACAAAAAGACGUAUAGUUUCAGUAAAAAUGUACAUGCUUUUUUCAUGAAUAUGGUAGCAGAGAAACUUUGGAAUAAAAACUUUUAUGCCUGGCGUUUUGACUUUGACAAAAUCAAUUGCUCCUAACAACGACAGGUUCAUAUUCAGAUCCGAUCAAAAACAUAUAAAAAUGAAUCUGUUUUGAUUUAAUCAACGUUUUUCUACUAAAAAAAACAAUGAAAAAGGUAUGUUAUUUUUAUAUUUUUGUAUUUUUGUUUGUCGUUUCACGAUAAUAUGCUUGAAAAAAGUGCUUUUAAACACAAAUUUUUACUUUGUUUACAAUAUUUAUAUCAUAGGUCUCCCGAAAAGGUCUUUUAUUUAAAAAAAAUCCAUACAAUUUACUUUAAAAUACAAUGCCUUGACAUGCAAUGCUUCAAUGUACAGUAAAACCUCUAUAAUUUGUAUUACAUAAAGUACGUGCAACAUCACAAUAGCGUUGUGUCAUUAUGUAUACACGGCAAAAAACGCUCAGGUUGAUGCAAUACUGAUGAAAACAGGAUUGAACAAUGUUUUGCUGCCCACAUUGUUCAUAGCUGUCAACAAUAUUGAACAAUAUUGUUACACCCGAUUCAGGCUCAACAACAUUGUUUAAUAUUGUUGACAAGUGUGAACAACGUGGGCAGCAAAACAUUGUUCAUACCUGUUGAGCAACGGGCUCGGCGUUUUUUGCCGUGUAUAUAACCCCAAGGUUGGCAAGUAAAUACAAAUUUAAACUGUAUACACAAACUUAAUGACAAAAAACUCGUACAUAAACAUCGAAAUUCAUUAAAAAAACUAACUCACUAUGGUAAGAAAUAACUGUGAUACUUCUAUAUUGUGUUUUUUCACUUUUAAACGAGUUAAUUUUGCGAAAAUUUCAAGGAAAAUUCAUCAAAUUCGUAACUCAAUUUGAUCAAAACUAUGCGGGAUGAUGGCUCCCGGCGUUACGUCACAAAAUAAAGCUCUCUGAUUCGCUGGGAAAUUUCAGCCAGCCAAUCGGAGAGUUUUUUCGAAAUUUUAAAUAUUUUCAGCAAAUCAGAGAGCUUUAUUUUGUGACGUAACGCCGGGAGCAGUCAUCCCGCAUAGUUUUGACCAAAUUGAGCCAUUUUCCUCGGAAUUUUUGCAAAAUUAACUCGUUUAAAAGUGAUGAGAGAAGAAAAAAACACAAUAUAGAAGAAUUACAGUUAUUUCUUACCAUAGUGAGUUAGUUUUUUUAAUGAAUUUCGAUGUUUAUGUACGAAUUUUUUCGACAUUAAGUUUGUGUAUACAGUUUUAAAUUUGUAUUUACUUGCCAACCUUGGGGAUAUAUAUUACAUAAUGACACAACGCUAUUGUGAUGUUGCACGUACUUCAUUUAAUACAAAUUAUAGAGGUUUUACUGUACAUUGAAGCAUUGGAUGUCAAAGCACUGUAUUUUAAAGCAAAUUGUAUGGAUUUUUUUUUAAAUAAAAGACCUUUUCGGGAGACCUAUGUUUAUAUCAGUGAAAAAUGCAUGACACAAUUCACAAAUGGGUAGAGAAUAUAUUCGUGACUUGUUUUCACUGCUGCAGUUGAACCUUCUUUUAAAUAGAAAGACAUUUAUUUUACAAUAUCUGUUUAAGCUGUAAUUUUUUCGCUUUUAAGUGGCCGAAUACAUGAGCAUUUAAAAAAUAUAUAAUUUUCUCGACAUAUUAAAGUUUUAUAAAUGUCAAAUAACUUUCAGUCGCAUUUCUAUCAAAAUAUUGUCAAUUCUGGUGAACAUCGUGCUUAGUAUAAAGUCUUUAGGGCUUGAUGCAAUUCAUUUUCGUAUUCUGACUAUCGUUAGGCUAUGUUUUUCAAACGUUUUUGGCAGAUUUUUUCGUUUAAAAAUUGUUUCACUCCUCAGUUUUUGGCGCGAAAACCAGAGCGGGCAGUUGCAUUUCACAGCGGGCAGUUGCGUUUCAGAGCGGGCCGGAUGAAAAAAACCGGCCCGCUCUGAAAGACUCCUCAGCCAAUCAGAUUGCUUCAUUUUACUGAUAAAAAAUAAAUAUAGUUAUUGAAGUAUACAACCCACAAUAAUUUAUCGUUGAACAGAACUGGCUUGUUCUUUAAAAAAUAUUCUAUUUUUGACCUGGGAUAGUCCAGUUCAUGAAGUUAACCCCUCAUGUAAAUCAUUUAACUUCUUUAACUAAUAAAGAAGUUAAAUGAUUAUACUAUGAUUAAUAAAUGUUAUAUUAAUUAAUUAUGAAGUUAAGUGAUUAUACUAUGUUUUUCGACAUAUUAUUAGCACUGACGAAGAUCCGGGCUUACGGAUCGAAAGCUUUGCAGUAAUAAAUUUACGUGGUGUUUCUACAAACAAAACUUCUAAAGUUAAAGAAGUUAAAGGAAUUCUAAUUAAUUAAAAUUCAUUUAAUUAAAUUAAGUGAUGUUUUUUUUAAUUUAACGUCUUUAUGUUAAAUUAUGUAUGAGAGGUGGAUUGUUGUUAAAUGGGUUAAUUUUACUUUUUUACAGAUGCAACAACCUGCCAUACUACUAACGAAAGUGCCGGUGGGUCAUUUGGCUGGGUCGCACCAGAAGGUAUUGUUAAAAUCUUUGAAGGUUUGAUAUAUUAA